Molecule: messenger RNA, 1552 nt
Organism: Danio rerio (zebrafish)
Lineage: Eukaryota; Metazoa; Chordata; Actinopteri; Cypriniformes; Danionidae
Source: RefSeq, a predicted model, not a curated record
AAGAUGUUUAUUCUUCAGUUUUCAACAUUUAGGCUCUUCAUUCAAGGCCGACCUGUAUUAUAGCCAACCUGUUUCCACUGUUUUCUUUCCUUAGAAAACAAAUUUGUCAAAACCACAGACUGUGGUCACACAAUGAAUCUCAUCUUAACCCAGAGAAAUGUCUGUAAAACUAGUUUAUACUGCAUUGUAUUGUAUGCGUUGAAAGAGAAAGAAGGGUGGGAACGUGACAGACAACGUUAUUGGCACAACUUUACUGAGCUACUGUAUGAUUGGUUAACGCUUUAGUGACUCGUUUGCCUUCAGGUGACUGCGUUGUUUAUUAGUUUGUCAUUAAAACGCUCCUAAAUUUCACAGACUCCACCACUCCACCCCAACAAAUCAAACGCGAUGGCAACUAACACCAGAAGCCAUGAAUCAGAAAAUAUAACAGAAACCGAUGGCAGGAUUCAAAGUGUGUAUCCAAAUCAAGAGUAUGAUAUGAGACACGCAAGGCGAGGAAUGGCUCUCAUCUUUAACCAGAAACAAUUCGAUUGGAAGCUCGGACUGAAAACCCGCAAUGGCACAGAUAAAGACAGAGACGACCUUGUUAGCAGAUUUCAAGAGCUGAAUUUUGAGGUGAAGGCUUAUAAUGAUUAUAGUCGGGAUGACGUUUUGUUGAAAAUUCAAGAAGCCUCUGCUGCUGAUCAUGUAGAUGCAGACUGUUUCGUCUGCAUCUUUUUAAGUCAUGGGGAAGAUGGCCAUGUUUAUGCCAAUGAUAAGAAGAUCGAAAUACCUGAAAUUACUGAUUUGUUCAAGGGGGAUAAAUGUCGUAGUCUUGUGGGUAAACCCAAGAUCUUCAUCUGGCAGGCUUGCCGUGGUGACAAACUGGAUGAUGCUGUGACUGAAAUGAGUGUGGAGGAUGUUGAAAUGGCUGUAGAUGCAGGAGUGCUUUACACCCUUCCAGCAGGAGCAGAUUUCAUUAUGUGUUACUCAACAGCUGAAGGAUUUUGCUCUUUUCGUGAGCCCUUGAAUGGCUCAUGGUACAUUCAGGAUCUGUGUGAAAUCUUGGGGCGUUAUCAUUCAGAGCUACAGUUCACUGACAUCCUGACGCUUGUUAACAUGAAAGUUUCAUUGCGCUCUGUACCAAACUGCAGGAAUCGCGCUGCUAUUGGCAAAAAACAGAUGCCUUGCUUUGCGUCCAUGCUCACAAAGAGGCUGUUUUUCAGAGACAAUACUCAGAUCCAAUAGUGUUUUUUACUCCAUGGCAAUUUCAAAUUCAGGGAUUUUUUCAUUUUCUUUUGGUGGGUUUGAUUUUGCCAAUUAAGAUGUGAUCCUGGAACGUCAUUUCUGUUUUAAAAUCUUAUCCUUACCCUUAAACCUAACUAAAUAAGUCCACAAAUCUGAGUAUUUUGAUAUGACAUAGACUACAUAUUUUAAGAGGCAUUAAGCUUUUUUUUUAUUGUGUAAUAACAUAUCUUUUGACCUGUUGUUAUGUUUUUAUUGUUUUUUUCCAGUUUUGUUGUACAUUGCACUUGUUUUGUAAAGCCUAAAAAUAAAGUGUGAUCUUUUCCUA